Penicillium alfredii is the source of this 6237-nucleotide messenger RNA. It is a transcript of the gene cch1, whose product is annotated as calcium channel protein CCH1. Gene Ontology annotation, biological process: calcium ion import across plasma membrane. The coding region runs from base 1 to 6237 and encodes 2078 amino acids. NCBI's taxonomy places the organism in Eukaryota, Fungi, Ascomycota, Eurotiomycetes, Eurotiales, Aspergillaceae. The transcript is spliced from 5 exons. The record is from RefSeq and is a predicted model, not a curated record. Gene Ontology annotation, cellular component: membrane; voltage-gated calcium channel complex. Gene Ontology annotation, molecular function: high voltage-gated calcium channel activity; calcium ion binding.
AUGGCGUCGAAUAGCCAGAACUCUGGCAAUAAUGGGCAUCCAUCCAGCCAAAUUCCCCUUCAAGAUCUCUCGAGACCGCCGGAUAUUGUCGCGGCCGAUGAACGGGGCAGAGGUCGCGCGGGAGGCAGUUUGUUCUCGCGUCGGCCCUCGAUCCUCGCGGGAUCGCGGAGGGAUUAUGAAUCGGUCGCCGAGGACUCGCCGACCGCGACCAGGAAUCCUUUUCGACCGACCCCCUACGCCGGGGAGAUCGACGUGAAUUCCCCCAUCGACGACUUGGAUGGCUUCGCGCAAGCCAUGUCCGGCCUCAGCUUCGACGGGCCGGCCACAGCCUCGCUCUCGGGCCCCUCCGCAUCUCGCAGUUUCGACGAUGGUGCCUCCGACCUCGAACACAUCCCUUUAGAUACCUACGAAUCCCACGACCCCGAUCGCUACAUUGCCCCCACUGACACCAACGAGGAUCAUGUUCGAUUGACCGAUCCCCGAUAUCUCCAACCGAUCAGUGGCGCAGCCGGCUCACAGGGACGACAAAGUAACGAUACAAGUGUUCCUUCCAUCAACUUUCCAGAUGGUGCCCGACUGGGUGAUGAUCUUCCUCAUGUCGAGAAUGGGAUGGGCCAGGGCCGCAGUAGCAAGAAUCGGGACCGAUCUCGGUCCUUGUCUCCUUCGGGUUCUGCUGGGGCUCUCCAACGAGCGAGUUCGAUGGUCAAAUCCAUGUCGCAACGAGUGGUCAACUUGAGUAACGAGCCCGAGGUUGUACAACAGUCCAUCGAGAGGGAGGAGUCCUACAAAAAUUCUCGGUUGGAAGGGCCACCAACCCUGCCCGCGCCUGAAUUUGAGUAUGAGGACGGCCCAGACGACGAACUGCCAGGCAGGAGGAAGCGGGCGUCCAACAAACUAUGGCGGAAUCGAAACAAUCCGCUCCGAGGCCGGUCACUCGGCAUCCUGGGACCGCACCACCCGCUUCGACUGUGGCUUUGUGAUAUCCUGGUCCAUUCGUUCACAGAGCCCUUCAUUCUGGCGGUCAUCAUCGUUCAGGCUAUCCUUCUGACCCUCGAAUCAGCGUUACCGGGCAGUACGGAGUCAAUGAAAUGGGGAGCCUCGGUCCUCGACUAUAUAUUUCUCGCCAUUUUCCUCAUUUAUACACUGGAAAUCGGCGCCAAGAUCUUGGUGUCUGGGUUUGUUUUCAAUCCGAAAGAGUAUAGCACUCUCAAUCGAGACCUCGGUAUCAGGAAGGCGGUUGCGGAGAAGGGCAAGAAUCUGAUCACGCCGCAUCGGCACAUGACUACCAAGAAAACAUCGAUAGUUCAUGCAGAACCACAAACCUCGAUUAUACGGACCUUCACUGGGAUGAAUACGCUGGAUGCGGAAGCCUAUGAUGACCCUUUGCAGAAACGCCGUGUCCGGCUUGCUCAUCGAGCCUUUCUCCGACACUCGUUCAAUCGAUUGGAUUUUGUGGCCCUGGUCGCCUAUUGGGUUUCCUUUUUCCUCUCACUGGAAGGCGUGGAGAAGGUCCACCAGCUCUACAUCUUUCGCAUGCUGAGCUGUCUCCGUAUUUUGCGUCUUCUUGCUCUGACUAACGGCACAUCCGUCAUCCUUCGGAGUCUCAAACGUGCAGCCCCUCUGCUGGUUCACGUGGCAUUUCUCAUUGGUUUCUUUUGGCUUCUUUUCGCUAUUAUCGGAAUCCAGACAUUCAAGUCUAGUUUCCAAAGAACUUGUCUUUGGGUCGACCCCGAAGGCCAGAGCAACUUUACUUUGAAUGACCCGUACGGCACUCUCCAAUUUUGUGGUGGCUAUCUGGACAACAAAACUGGAGAUGUAAAGCCCUGGCUCGAAGAAAGCGGAUAUGCAUCACCAUUCGCCAAGCCUAAGGGAUAUCUCUGUCCACAGGGCUCUGUGUGUAUGCAAGGCCCCAAUCCCUAUAGUGGGACCAUGAGCUUCGACAAUAUCCUGCAAUCUCUGGAAAUGGUGUUUAUAAUCAUGAGCUCCAACACAUUUACCAACUUGCUGUACUACACCACCGAUAGCGACUACCUCGCAGCGGCGCUCUUCUUCGCCUGCGGAUUUGUCAUUCUGAGCUUGUGGCUGGUGAAUUUGCUAGUUGCGAUCAUCACCCACUCUUUCCAGGUGAUUCGAGAGGAAAGCAAGCGCAGUGCCUUCGCCGUUCAAAAGAUAGACACCGUGGAAGAAGACGACACCUCGACACGAAAGGUCAGUGCACUCAAGCGGCUCUAUGAUAACACCGAGUGGGUUUGGGUUUUUGUUAUCUUCUUUGGCCUUGUUGUGCAGGCGUUGAGAAGCUCUUCAAUGUCCGAUGACCGAGCUCGCUUCAUUGAUACCACUGAGACCGUCAAACGUCGUAAUUGGACGGACCUUUUUCUCGUCGUCAUUACAUGCAUCAUUCAAAUACCCGCCAUCAAAAAGUCGGGCCGUCCAUACACCGUCCUCACCCUCUUCCAAAUCCUACGGGUCUACCGAUUUGUCAUGGCAUUUUCUGUGACCAGGAACCUCAUCAUGGUUGUAUUUCGCAAUGUCGUUGGUCUGCUCAAUCUCAUCUUCUUCCUUUUCUUGAUGACAUUCCUUGCGUCUAUAUUUGCAACCCAACUUUUCCGAAGUCAGAUCCCUGCUAAGAACCCGAGUGGUGCCUCGACAAGCAUCACCUUUGAAAAUGUUUACAAUUCCUUCCUCGGGAUGUACCAGAUCCUGACAAGCGAAAAUUGGACGGCAAUCCUUUACGAUGUAACUGGUUAUACGGCCUCCUACCAAACCGCGUGGAUCUCUGCGGCGUUCAUCAUCCUUUGGUUCAUCGUGGCCAAUUUCAUCAUCCUGAACAUGUUCAUUGCCGUCAUUCAAGAAAGCUUUGAUGUAUCAGAGGAUGAAAAGCGGCUGCACCAAGUCAGGGCGUUUCUGGAGCAGAAACAGCUCGGUGGAGCGCCGCGGGGAAAUCUCGCGUUGUCAAGGAUUCUUCGGCUGGGCCGAGAUCCAGAUCGGUACAGAGAUCCGCUUGACCAUGGCCCUGCCGCGCUGGAGAUGCUCUUGAAGGAUGCAGUUGUUCGAGAAUUCCUUCACGAAGAAGAGCCAGAGGAGAAUCGACAGAGAGAAACUACGAUGCCUGAGGGAGCCGCCCAGGAGACAGUUCAACCCAGUUGGAUCUCGCGCCUGUGGAACAAGACUACGACGCUCGUCAUGCGCAGGGAACCGAACCCAUUUUACUCCAAGCUGAAAUUCUCCCGCGCCUACGAAGAACUAGAUCCCCGAACCAUGGCCCAAGAAGUGGUUUCGGCGGCGGAGCAAAGGAAAAUAGCCCAACGGGAAUUUCUUGUGAAGCAUCCCAACUAUAACAAAUCGUUGUUCCUCUUCCACCCAGAUCACCCGGUCCGGAAAUCCUGUCAGCGCAUCGUCGGGCCCGGGCGCGGUCACCAGCGAGUUGAAGGCGUGGAUCCGUAUAAGCCACUGUGGUACUCAUUUUCGGCUUUCAUCUACGCAGCCAUCGUUGCCAUGGUGCUUCUCGCAUGUAUCACAACGCCUUUGUACCAGAAGAAGUACUUUCAGACCAACCGCAAUUGGUUUGUCUAUACUGACUUGAGCUUUGCCGUCGUUUUCACUGCCGAGGCGACUAUAAAAGUCAUUGCGGAUGGCUUCUUUUGGACCCCGAAUGCGUUCUUCCGAAGUUCAUGGGGCUUUAUCGAUGGCGUCGUGUUGAUCACUCUCUGGAUCAAUGUCGGCAGCUCACUCAGUGAAGACUGGGGGGUUUCCAGAGCCAUUGGUGCCUUUAAAGCACUGAGAGCACUGCGACUGUUGAACGUAAGCGACAGCGCCAAAGACACAUUCCACUCUGUCAUCAUUGUCGGAGGGUGGAAGGUUAUUGCUGCCGCGGCCGUCUCUAUGAGCUUUCUGGUCCCAUUUGCCAUUUAUGGACUCAACUUGUUCAACGGGCAGAUGGUUAGCUGCAACGAUGAGGACUUCGUGGGUAACCUGACGGCGUGUGUCAACGAAUACACCAGCUCGCCUUUCAAUUGGGACGUGCUUGCUCCGCGCGUUGCUGAUAACCCGUACUAUGACUUUGAUAAUUUUGGCGACUCCCUCUUCAUUCUUUUCCAGAUUGUAUCUCAGGAAGGCUGGACCGAUGUCCAAGAGAGUGCCAUGAAAAUCACCGGAAAGGGUUGGCAGCCGCAGGACUCGGCAGCACCGGAAAAUGGGCUGUUUUUCGUCGUGUUCAAUUUACUCGGAGCCGUGUUUGUCUUAACGCUGUUUGUGUCUGUGUUCAUGCGCAACUACACGGAACAGACCGGCGUUGCCUUCUUGACCGCUGAGCAGCGGUCCUGGCUGGAACUGCGCAAGCUCCUCCGGCAAAUUUCGCCGUCCAAGCGGUCCUUCCAUGACAAGAGCAAGAAGUGGAAAAUGUGGUGUUAUCGAGUCGCAGUCAAAAAACACGGCCGAUGGGCGCGAUUUGUGACUGGAAUUCUCAUAGUGCAUCUCCUCUUACUGAUGCUGGAGUUUUCGCCUGAACCCCCGGCGUGGGAGUUGACCCGAAGCCUUCUACUCUUUUUAUUCAUGUUUGUCUAUGCGGCCCAUGUCAUCAUUCGAAUCAUCGGUCUGGGGUGGCAUCGAUUCAGUCGAAGUUCGUGGGACAUCUAUGCCCUUCUGGUUGUUCCUGGCGCUUUCGUCACAACCAUCCUGGACCUUGGGUAUCGAAGCCACAUUGCAAUCAUUCUGAACAAGCUCUUUCUUGUGGCGAUUACGCUGUUACUCAUCCCCCGAAACAACCAGCUGGAUCAGCUCUUCAAGACGGCCGCAGCCAGUCUGUCGGUAAUUGGGAAUUUGCUCGCCACCUGGUUCGUGCUGUUCUUGGUGUAUGGCAUCGCAAUGAACCAAGCGUUUGGCCUCACCAAAUUCGGCCAGGGCGAGAAUCACAAUACCAAUUUCCGUGACGUGUCCAAGUCCCUUAUCCUGCUCUUUCGCGCUAGUUGCGGAGAGGGAUGGAACCAGAUCAUGGAAGACUUUGCCACCAUGGCACCGCCCAUGUGCAACUACGAUAAUAAUUUCUUCAACGAUGACUGCGGUAGCGCGGCGUGGGCUCGGACUUUGUUCAUAUCAUGGAACAUCAUCAGCAUGUACAUCUUCGUCUCGCUGUUCGUCUCGCUCAUUUUCGAGAGUUUCUCGUACGUUUAUCAACGGAGCAGCGGGCUGUAUGCCGUCAGCCGUGAGGAGAUCCGCCGGUUCAAGCAAGCGUGGGCCACAUACGAUCCAGACGGAACGGGGUUCAUCACCAAAGAGCAGUUCCCUCGACUUCUCGGGGAACUUUCCGGCGUAUUCACUAUGCGAAUCUAUGAAGGGGAAUUUUCGAUCGGAAGCAUUUUGGAACAAUGUCGCCUGGACCCGCGCGACUCUACACCUGUGCACCCCAUGGUGUCCACUGGGGUUGAUAUCAAGGAGCUGUCUCGCAUCAUCCAGCGCAUUCCCGUUGAUAACAUUCGGGAGCGACGCCGAAGGCUCAACGCCUUCUACGAAGAAGUGCUUGUCUCGGCGGACCCAGAACGCGGCAUCUCGUUCCAUAUGUGUCUGAUGAUUCUCGCUCACUACAAUGUCAUCAGUGACAGUAAAAGUUUGCGAUUGGAGGAAUUCCUGCGGCGCCGUGCACGACUACAGCGUGUGGAGGAGGCCGUCCGCCGCAGCACUGUGAUCGGAUUCUUUGACACGUUAUACUGGUCACGAGAGUUCCGGCGCCGGAUCGACCGGCGGAAGUCUGGCCGGAUGAGCAUCGUGCCACAAUUCACGGUGCCCGAGAUCUUUGUCGACGACCCCGGGGAUUCCGACGGUGCUGAGAAGCCUGCACCCGGCACGAUGACCCCGCAAACCCAGCCCGAUCUCAAUGGGACGGUGCCGCCCAUGCUCUCACCGGCAUCGCAUCGGCGGGUCGAGUCGAGCCCGACCGGCCGGCGGAGCGAUCUGCCUCCUAUCGACACCAACUUGGUCGGGCGAUCCUCCGGCGGCAGCACCCCAACGGAGUGGUCCAGUAUUAGCCCGUCGCGCACCCCACGACGCAUGUACGGCGAGCGCGGGUCGUUCGAUGCGAGCGAACCGCGGUCGUCGCACUCGGGGCCCGACCACUCGCGCCACAAUAGCGCCAUGAGCGUACAGGGAGUUAUGGAUUCGCUGGACAACUCCGCCUGGGGCGAGAGUCUCCGGCGCAGCUUCACGCAACGGCGACCCGACCGGUCAUCUGACCACAGCCAAUGA